ACUCGGCAUGCAUGAUGAAAAAUUGACAUCCACAUUAAGGGUGGUUAGCAUACAGCUAGGAGACAUGGGUUCGAUAUGGUUUUAUAGCAUGAACAUUAAAGACAUCAAAGAGUCACACACAGGAAGCUUGCAUUCAAGAUCGACCCCCCCACCAAACACCACAUAUAUCCACCAGAGAUGGACGACGACGUCGCCGCCCUGGUGGUAGACAACGGCUCCGGCAUGUGCAAGGCCGGUUUCGCCGGAGACGACGCACCCCGCGCAGUCUUCCCCUCCAUCGUGGGCCGGCCCAGGCACCAGGGCGUGAUGGUGGGCAUGGGCCAGAAGGACUCCUACGUGGGCGACGAGGCCCAGAGCAAGAGGGGCAUCCUGACCCUCAAAUACCCCAUCGAGCACGGCAUCGUCAGCAACUGGGACGACAUGGAGAAGAUCUGGCAUCACACGUUCUACAAUGAGCUCCGCGUCGCCCCCGAGGAACAUCCCGUCCUGCUCACGGAGGCGCCGCUCAACCCCAAGGCCAACCGGGAGAAGAUGACGCAGAUCAUGUUCGAGACCUUCAACACGCCCGCCAUGUACGUGGCCAUCCAGGCCGUGCUGUCGCUGUACGCGUCGGGUCGUACCACAGGUAUCGUGAUGGAUUCCGGCGAUGGCGUCAGCCACACGGUGCCCAUCUACGAGGGCUACGCUCUCCCCCACGCCAUCCUGCGUCUGGACCUGGCGGGCAGGGACCUGACGGACUACAUGAUGAAGAUCCUGACGGAGCGAGGCUACAGCUUCACCACCACAGCCGAGCGCGAGAUCGUGCGAGACAUCAAGGAGAAGCUGUGCUACCUGGCGCUGGACUUCGAAACGGAGAUGCAGACGGCGGCCUCGUCCUCCUCGCUGGAGAAGAGCUACGAGCUUCCUGAUGGACAGGUCAUCACCAUCGGGAACGAGAGGUUCCGCUGCCCCGAGACGCUCUUCCAGCCGUCCUUCAUCGGCAUGGAGUCCGCCGGCGUGCACGAGACCACCUACAACAGCAUCAUGAAGUGCGACGUGGACAUCCGCAAGGACCUGUACGCCAACACCGUGCUGUCGGGCGGCACCACCAUGUUCCCCGGCAUCGCCGACAGGAUGCAGAAGGAGAUCUCCAUGCUGGCCCCGCCCACCAUGAAGAUCAAGAUCAUUGCCCCGCCCGAGAGGAAGUACUCGGUGUGGAUCGGCGGCUCCAUCCUGGCCUCGCUGUCCACCUUCCAGCAGAUGUGGAUCAGCAAGCAGGAGUACGACGAGAGCGGCCCCGGCAUCGUCCACCGCAAGUGCUUCUAGGACCGUGGCGGUCUCGUCGGCUUCGGCCGUCAUGGAUGAUGUCAUCUCUUCCUGUUGGUGUACACACAAACGUACCUUGGAAGGAAACAAUAAAUAGU
Messenger RNA from Doryrhamphus excisus (bluestripe pipefish), 1403 nucleotides. Its product is annotated as actin, non-muscle 6.2. NCBI's taxonomy places the organism in Eukaryota, Metazoa, Chordata, Actinopteri, Syngnathiformes, Syngnathidae. The record is from RefSeq and is a predicted model, not a curated record.